This is a messenger RNA of Tetranychus urticae (two-spotted spider mite), 2242 nucleotides long. RefSeq names its product N-acetylgalactosamine kinase-like. Gene Ontology annotation, cellular component: cytosol; cytoplasm. The record is from RefSeq and is a predicted model, not a curated record. Gene Ontology annotation, biological process: galactose metabolic process; carbohydrate phosphorylation. Lineage: Eukaryota; Metazoa; Arthropoda; Arachnida; Trombidiformes; Tetranychidae. Gene Ontology annotation, molecular function: ATP binding; galactokinase activity.
UUUUCUGGCAAUUAACGGAAAGUUGAAGUGCCUUCAUAAGAAUCUGAUAUGGUUUGCAGAAUAACAUCGGUCUUGUUAUCACUAUUUAGAUUAAUUGUUCAUUGCAAUCUAUUAUCUCACAUCUGUCUUGCUAGAUUUGUUUGGAUUCAAUAAUAAUCAAUGGGAUUAAUUCUUAUUUUAUUAUCUGAGUAAGGAGUAAAUCACAAAAGAUCCGAGUUUUUCUGUGGAACAAGCGAAUGAAGGCUCAUCAUCUGUUUGGUUUUUACUUUGUAUUUUGAUUUUUUGUCCAUUCCUCAUCUCUGAAAACAUUUGUUUAAUCUGUUCUAUUGUUUUAUUUGUUUAUAUUGCGGCUCCAACACACAACCAAAGCUAUGGAUACCGGUGAUCACCAACUAGACCAUGAUCUUGUUCCUAUUUUGUCAGAAAACCAAGAAAGAUUUGAUAAAUUGCGAGCCUUCUUUCGAGAAAAAUACAAUGAAAAUCCAUCUUACAUUGUCCGAGUUCCUGGUAGAGUUAACUUGAUUGGUGAACAUAUUGACUACUGUGGAUUCGGUGUUCUUCCUAUGGCAAUUGAACAGGACGUAUUAAUAGCUGCCAAGGUUAAUUAUGAUCGUUUAGUUCGUCUCGCCAACAUGGAUUCAGACAAAUAUCCUGAUGUUGUUUUCCCUCUUGAAAAUUUUACCAUAGCCAUUCCACCCAACUGGUACCAUUAUGUGCUGUGUGGACUCCAAGGAGCAAAAGACUUACUGAAAUGUUCUCAAAAUCUAGAAGGAUUGAACAUAGCAAUUUGGGGCAUUAUUCCAUCAUCAUCUGGUUUAUCAAGCUCAUCAGCUUUAGUUACAGCUUCUCUGUUGGCUACUUAUUAUUCAGCUGGAUAUCGAGGAGAUCUGUGCAAAUUGAAAUUUGCUGAUGCAGCAGCCAAGUGUGAAAGAUACAUUGGUACACAGGGCGGUGCGAUGGAUCAAUCAAUUGCCAUGCUUGCACGAUCUGGAUUUGCUAAAUUAAUUGAAUUUGAACCAAUUUUGAGAGCAGCUGAUGUUCGUCUUCCUGUUGGUAGUUGCUUCUUCUUUUCCCACAGCGGAAAAACUUGCAACAAAGCUGCUACAGAAGAUUUCAAUGCAAGGGUUCUCGAAACUAAAGUUGCCUCUCUUAUGAUUGUUGACCAUUGUCACUCAAUCAUGAAACCUGGUCACAUUACUUGUCCUACUCUGGCUCAAAUAAAGAAGCAAAUGAACAAAAAUUUCGAUGAGAUGCUUGAGAUUGUCAACGAGUCCAUUGAGAUGGGAAAAGUUUACAAGGUUUCAGAUCUUAUUAAGCAUUUUGAUCUUAAAGAUUCGAAAGAACUCGCUUUUCUGCUUUCAAAUGGAUCGACCGGUACAAUGGAGGAUGCUAAGUGUCUGCACAAUUAUGAACAAGGCUUCAAAAUUCAUGACAGAGCAACUCAUGUUUACUCAGAAGCUCAAAGAGUUGAAAAAGUGUUCAACUGUGCUCAAAAUGGUCUAUCUGGUGACCAAAUCUUGACUGAAAUAGGACAAUUGAUGAAUGAAAGUCAUGAUAGCUGUUCAAAUCUGUAUGAAUGCAGUUGCCCAGAAGUGGAUACUUUGGUUGCUCAUGCUAAAUCAUUUGGUGCUUUAGGAUCAAGAAUGACUGGAGCUGGGUGGGGCGGUGGUGUUGUCUCAUUGGUACCAGAGCAUUUGUCCUCCCAAUUUCAUGAACCAAUGGCCCAAAUAUCAUUAUUCACAGUUGCUAGUCUACCUAGUCAAGGAGCAACCAUCUAUAUCUAACCUUAAACCUCAAUUAAACUCGAAUCGAAUACAUUUUAAAACGAAAACUGAUUCUAAUUCAUCUUUAAUGGUUGAAAAAAUAAUCAUCCCAAAUAAGAUCUGGUUCAAGACUAUCAAAAAGCCUUUUUUUAUGAAAUUUCAAUUUUGAUGAAUGACAAAAAUGGUUCCAUUUAAUGGUUUGCACAAAAAGAAUCAAAUUUUUGGGCAUUAUCUUUCCAUUUUAUAAUCCAUUCAAUUAUGGAUAAAAUAAUAUUCAUAAAUGACUUUACAUUGUUAUUGAAAUAUUGAAAGGGAAAUGAAUAAAUGUACAUUUGAUAAAAUCAAUAACAAUCGAAAAGGUUAGUUGGACACAAAAUUGUCUAUAAAUGUUACUUGCAAUGCGAUUAAUAUUACAUUAAGCUUAACUUUUUCAUUAAGCUGGACAAAAUUAUCAGCUGAAAAGAUUGCUAUCUUGAUAA